Molecule: messenger RNA, 1275 nt
Organism: Ichthyophthirius multifiliis
Lineage: Eukaryota; Ciliophora; Oligohymenophorea; Hymenostomatida
Product: protein kinase domain protein
Exons: 4
Molecular function (GO): calcium ion binding
Source: RefSeq, a predicted model, not a curated record
AUUAGUAAAAUUACCAAGGACAAUACAACUAUCCACCUAACUAACAAUACCCUUAAUAAAAUCCAUCAAAUUAUAAUUAGCCAGGUUAUUAAUAACAAUUUCCCUAACAAGGUCAAUAUCCGCCUUAGUAUAACUAAUAAUAAUAAUAAUAUCCAGGAUUUUCUAGCCUACCUGGAUAAUAUCCAUAAGAAUAAAGAGCUCAAGAUAUAAUUAAUAAAUUGAAAUAUUCAAUUUAAUAUCACAAAAUAGAUAUAGCAUAAUUAUUUUGUAUGUAUGAUAAAUAAGCAGAUGCCACAUUAAACCAAUAAGAAUUUGGUGAAUUAUUAAGAAAAAUAGAAUACUAAAUAACACAAGAUGAAAUAAAUAUCGUUUUUAGUAAAUUUGAUAUAGCAAGAAACGGAGGAAUUACUUUUGAUGAAUUUUGUUCUUUAUUAGGAAAUUCUUAGGCUUUAUAAUCGUAAUAAUAUGACCCUAAUUAAUUAAAAGCGCAAGCCAAAAAUGCUGAAUAAGCAAUAGAAAAACUAAAAUAUGCUAUUGGUUAUUAUAAUAUUAAUCUUUAUGAAUUGUUUACUAAGUAUAUUAAAAACGGAGAUUAAUAAUUAGAUAUGAAUGAAUUUUCUAUGCUUUUAAGAAGAAUGGAUCCGAAUCUUUCUAAUUAAGAAAUUUCAAUGGCCUUUACUAAGUUUGACUUAGAUAAAUCUGGAACUAUUACUUAAAAUGAGUUUUAAACUAUCCUUAUGUCAUAUUGUUAACUUUAAUAAUAAUAAUAAUUUGGAUAUCCUUAAUAAUGGAAUAAUUAUAAACCUAAUAAUCAAUACCCUUAAUAAAUGAACUAAUCCAAUCAUUAGUAAGGAUAUCCUCCUUAAUAAGGAUUUCCUCCUUAAUAAGGAUUUCCUCCUUAAUAAGGAUUUCCUCCUUAAAAAGGAUUUCCUCCUUAAAAAGGAGUUCCUCCUUAAUAAGGAUUUCCUCCUUAGUAAGGAUUUCCACCUUAGUAAGGAUUUCCUCCUUAGUAAGGAUUUCCCCCGCAAUAAGGAUUUCCUAAAUAAUCAGGAGCUCCCUAAUAAGGUUAAUACCCUCCUUAAUAAGGAUAAUAUCCGCUUUAAUAAUAAUCUGGAUAUUACUAAUAACCUUUUUAUUAAGGGUAUAAAUGAAGUUAAAUGAGAAAGUAGCACUACUUUAAAAAAUAGAGUUCAUAUAAAUUUAUUUUAAUAAUUACAUUUUUGAGAUUAAUAAAAAAAAUAUAAAGUUAUUAUCAUAAACAUUAGAAACAAAUUU